This is a messenger RNA of Rangifer tarandus platyrhynchus (Svalbard reindeer), 915 nucleotides long. The record is from the annotation of a GenBank genome assembly. NCBI's taxonomy places the organism in Eukaryota, Metazoa, Chordata, Mammalia, Artiodactyla, Cervidae.
AUGAACGGAGAAGGGCAAACUCAUCGAGAGGGCGUCUGCGGGACCAUGGAGAAUGGAUUUACAUAUGAAGAUUAUCAAGACACUGCAAAAUGGCUCUUGUCUCGCACCGAACACCGACCUCAAGUGGCAGUGAUCUGUGGUUCUGGGUUAGGAGGUCUGAUUAAAAGAUUAACUCAAGCCCAGACCUUUGACUACAGUGAAAUACCAAACUUUCCCGAAAGUACAGUGCCAGGUCAUGCUGGUCGACUGGUGUUUGGGAUCUUGAAUGGCAGAGCCUGUGUGAUGAUGCAGGGCAGGUUCCACAUGUAUGAAGGCUACCCGCUCUGGAAGGUGACAUUCCCAGUGAGAGUUUUCCGGCUUCUGGGUGUGGAGACCCUGGUGGUCACCAAUGCAGCUGGAGGGCUCAACCCCAAAUUUGAGGUUGGCGAUAUCAUGCUGAUCCGUGAUCACAUCAACCUCCCUGGUCUCAGCGGUGAGAACCCUCUCAGAGGGCCCAAUGAUGAACGGUUUGGAGUUCGUUUCCCUGCCAUGUCUGACGCCUACGACCGGGAUAUGAGGCGGAAAGCUCAGAGUACCUGGAAACAAAUGGGGGAGCAGAGAGAGUUACAGGAAGGCACCUACGUGAUGGUGGCGGGCCCCAGCUUUGAGACUGUGGCCGAGUGUCGCCUGCUGCAGAAGCUAGGGGCGGAUGCUGUUGGCAUGAGCACAGUACCAGAAGUUAUAGUCGCAAGACACUGUGGACUUCGAGUCUUUGGCUUCUCACUCAUCACAAACAAGGCCAUCUUGGAUUAUGAAAGCCAGGGGAAGGCCAAUCACGAAGAAGUACUAGAGGCUGGGAAGCAAGCUGCGCAGAAAUUGGAACAGUUUGUCUCCAUUCUUAUGGCUAGCAUUCCACUGUCCAAGCACACCAAUUAA